This is a messenger RNA of Musa acuminata subsp. malaccensis (wild Malaysian banana), 2034 nucleotides long. NCBI's taxonomy places the organism in Eukaryota, Viridiplantae, Streptophyta, Magnoliopsida, Zingiberales, Musaceae. The record is from RefSeq and is a predicted model, not a curated record.
GUAUCAGAUUCGACCAUCCCAUUGGCUCCCCCACCAAAUCGCUCCUUCUUCCCGGCCGUCCGCUCCCCAUCUCUCUCUCUCUAGCGUUCAUCAAGAAUCGAGCGGGCGGCCCGUCGGUUUGCGCUGCGGGACAUGGAGGACUCGGAGAAGAAGGGGGGGAGCCGCGGAAGGAGGCAGAAGGGGAAGGUGCAGCGCAUGUUGCCUGAGAGCACUCCUCGAGGUCCGCCUCUGGUCGUUGAGGAGGCGGCUUCGACGUCUCUUUGGCCGCUGAAGAAGAUGACAAGCCCGGAUCGGUUUCCUUGCUCUCCCUCGUGCUCCUCCAAUUCGACCACCCCGGCUUCUUCGCCGCGCCCUCUCGCCUCCGCGAUGCCCAUCUUUCCCUUCGCUUGCGAGGAUUCCCUGCCCGCACCACUUUUGCCUGCUUUGGGUGCCAGUCGAUUUCCGCGGCAAGAGCAGAGCGAGCAGCAGAUGAUCUCUUUUGAUCGAAGUCGUCGGCAUCAAACUGGAGCUUGUCCACCUUCUCCGUCGUUUAUGACCGAAGGAGCUGCCGCGAUGGAUCGGGAACAGCAGUUGCAGCAGCAGAGGUAUCAGGAGCGGCUCCUCAAGCACUGGAGCGAGGCGCUCAACCUCAGCCCGCGAGGCAACCUGGCGAUGAUGAGUCACUUGGCGAGGCGGCGAUCGUUGGCAUCGCUGUACCCCGGAAUCUUCCAGUCCUUCAUGCUUCCCCCCCCGCCCGCGCCAGCGAAGCUGUACCGUGGCGUGAGGCAGCGGCACUGGGGCAAGUGGGUGGCGGAGAUCCGCCUCCCGAAGAACCGCACCCGCCUCUGGCUCGGCACCUUCGACACCGCUGAAGCCGCGGCCCUCGCAUACGAUCGCGAGGCCUUCAAGCUCAGGGGCGAGAACGCUCGGCUCAACUUUCCCAACCUCUUCCUCGGCAAAGGCGGUGGCGGUGGUAGCAGGGAUGGGGCCUCUUUCUCCUCCUCCUCAUCCUCUGCUCCCGCCACUCCGGAAGAAGCCAAGCAACACCAGCAGGAUGAGUCAAGGCAACCUUCUCAGUUGGAAUCCCGAUUCAACACUCCACCUGCUACUGCUGAGACCACAGUUGAUGGUGGCAUGAGCAGCGUUGCAGACUCGCCAUCGGGAAUCCACGAGCCCGCAAACCUCGGAGCAAUGGUGACCACGCCGCAGCCGACCGAGAUGGUCUGGGGAGACGCCGACGAAGCGUGGUUCAGCACCUGGGGUCCGGGGAGCUCCGUGUGGGACGACGUUGACGGAGCUAAUAGCCUCCUCCUCCAGUCCCGGCUCACCACCAUCCCCGAAUCCGACAUGGAUUACUCUGAUCCUACAGCGUCAGCAACGACAAAAGCAUAUCAGGAUACUGACACCCCUGCCUCCCCUUCCUCUGCUCCUCCUCAUCCUCCUUCCUGGUUUAUGUGGAAGGAAUGAUCGUGGCCUCUCUCCCUCUGCUUCAUCUGCACUGCCGCAUGGCAUGCGGUUAGAGAUCGCACACACACACACACGAAGCACAGUUGAUUUUGUUAGGACAGUUCACCGGUUGCAGAUUUUUAUGGUUCAGCCUGUGAACAUAGGAACCCUACAUGAUUCAGAACUGAUGUCUCUCAGCAAGCAGUCUUGCAUACUUCCUUUUCCUGCUACACUUGGCUGCAUAUUUUUUUCAGGCCACACCAACAGCAGGUUUACCAUCUUGCCUUCUCUUUUGCUCCUCUCUCUUUCGUGUCACACAGUAUUUGAUCUCAUUGUCUAGCUUUAAGCACUUGCUGUAGUACAUCUUUGGCCUUUCAUCCACCAUGUAUGCAAACUAUCUUAUCUGUUCACGCGUAUAUUAAUGGUCUAGUAGUACAAUUAGUAAUCAAAUAAUAAGUCUGAAUCAAACUAGUUAGCAUUAACAUACCUUAGAGCCUUGAAGUUUAAGAACUUGUUAUAUCGUGGAUCAAAUUUGGUAUAUGUAAUUUGAUUGUUUUCAAUCUUUAGCAAUGUGUUGUUCAUCCUCUUUGAAUAUACGAUUGUUUCCAA